Messenger RNA from Cynoglossus semilaevis (tongue sole), 1529 nucleotides. It is a transcript of the gene snapc1b, whose product is annotated as small nuclear RNA activating complex, polypeptide 1b. NCBI's taxonomy places the organism in Eukaryota, Metazoa, Chordata, Actinopteri, Pleuronectiformes, Cynoglossidae. The transcript has 10 exons. Gene Ontology annotation, biological process: snRNA transcription by RNA polymerase II; snRNA transcription by RNA polymerase III. Bases 113 to 1240 code for a protein of 375 amino acids. Gene Ontology annotation, molecular function: sequence-specific DNA binding. The record is from RefSeq and is a predicted model, not a curated record. Gene Ontology annotation, cellular component: snRNA-activating protein complex.
UAUCCUCGACGGAAGUCGACCAUGCAGCGCGGGUUGUUUACGAUUGAUGUUACUAAAGUAUUUUGUCAGUGUUUUUAUUUCCUGUGAUGUGAAGAAAAGUAACACCCGUUAGAUGGCGUUUGACGGUAAAUUCCGUCGCAGUGGGUCGGAGUUGGUGAAGCUGGACUGUGACUAUCUGCUGGGUUUAUUCCAAAAGACUGAGUCUGUUCGCUUCGAGGUUUUUACCAAAAUCUGGAAAGAAACGAAAUUUUCAGAAAUAUUCCAUGGAACCUUAGUGCAUGAAAAUAGACCCUUCAGUCGUCUGGUGUUGAGAGUGGCCUACACCUACUUUGUGCCUCCACAUAGUUUCCAGAUCAGAGUGGGGGGUCUUUAUCUGCUCUACUGUCUGUAUUUCAGUCAGAGGGCCUCGCCCCCAGAGAAGAUCCAUAUUGCACUGAAGGACUGGGGUGAUGUGAAGAAGUUUGAGAGGGAUGCUGUGGAAGCUCACCACUAUGACAUUGUCUACAUCCUACGGCAGCUCAUGCACACCAAAGCCUUUUACUUCAGUGCCAUGCCCAUGGAGCUCUCAUUCAAGAAAUACAAGAAUCAUCAAGCUCCACUCAGGUGUGAGAAAUUCAUUGAACGAGCUUCUCGUCCACAGGAACUGAUCAGCAUUGAGCUUCUCGAUGAAUUGUCUAAUGUACACAGCCACUAUGACAAGCUGAAGGGGUCUGUGUUCUCUGAGUCAGAACACAGCAGCUCAUCUGUGAACCUGAUCCAAAAAGACCUCGUUCCUCAACUCCGCAGCACCGUGGUGGAUUUUCACACCUGGCAGCAGAAGAGGUCUUGUUUGAAGCCGGAGGAUGAUUCAUGUGUUCCAGUCGAAGAAUCCGGGGAAGGAACUGCAUCCCAUGAGGAGACUAACAAACGAGCUCAGCUUCUGGCCUCCAUCAAAACCAAGGCCUAUGGUCAGGCUACAGAGGCCUCAAAGUCUCGCCGCCACCGUCAGGUGGAACUGGAACUAAGCAACAGUGUGGAGGCAGAAACCUUAAACAACCAAGCUCGCCCUAACUUUAAAAAGAGAACCUCUCUGAAAAGCAGAAUCUGUGACAGCGUCCACAUAUCAGGUGACAUUGAGAAAGCAACACCGAAGACCACGGUGAUUUACCGUCUGGUCACUGUGGAUUCUGAAGGUCCAGGACAAACUGAAGGAGGAAAUAAAGACGUUCAGAACAGUGGAGGAGACAAAGACACAGGCUGACGCAGAAGAUCUGAGGAGGAGACUCCUGACGAGAGCAGAGAGAAGAAUGGCUGAAUGUUUUAUACAAACAUUUACAUCGUGACACGUGAUUGUUUUAAGUUAGAUAAAUUAUGGAUGGCUGUUAGUUUUUAUGUUCUGUACAUUUGUGAGAAUUUGACUGUAUGUUGAUGAUGCAGUGUUUACUCUGAUACUACACACUGAUCUGCUUCUGGGAACUUGCAGGUUUUUUUCUUAUUUCAGUGAUUGAUAAAAAAAAAAAUUAUUUUUUUAAUAAAAGUUUUAAACAAUU